Podarcis raffonei (Aeolian wall lizard) is the source of this 3698-nucleotide messenger RNA. RefSeq names its product dipeptidase 1 (gene DPEP1). The coding region runs from base 181 to 1422 and encodes 413 amino acids. The transcript has 10 exons. Gene Ontology annotation, molecular function: metallodipeptidase activity. Lineage: Eukaryota; Metazoa; Chordata; Lepidosauria; Squamata; Lacertidae. The record is from RefSeq and is a predicted model, not a curated record. Gene Ontology annotation, biological process: proteolysis.
CCCAGAGUUUGCACCUGCUUGUCUGUUCCUGGUGCGUCAGUCCAAGAAACCGAUCACUCUUUGUAGCAAGUAGAGGUUCCCUGGAAUUCCUCUUUUGCAUCACCUGCUGCAGGAAAAGUUUCAGGGCCACAAGAGAAACUUCAGCAAAGGGAGGUGUAGUCCAGCCUGCCACGCACCAGGAUGCUCCUGAAAGCUACUUUCCUGCUCCUCUCCUGCCUCUUGCUCUGCUCAGCAGAUCAGUAUCAGCAGGAGGCAGAGAGAAUCAUGACGACAUCACCUGUGAUAGAUGGGCACAAUGACUUACCUUGGCAGUUACUGAAAAAAUUCAACAACCAACUGUCUCUGAAGUCUGCAAAUCUGACCACGCUGAAUGACACUCACACGAACAUCCCAAAGCUGCGUCUUGGACACGUGGGAGCACAGUUCUGGGCUGCCUAUGUGCCCUGCGAAACCCAGAACAAAGAUGCUGUCAAGAGAACCUUAGAGCAGAUUGACGUCAUCCAUCGCAUGUGUCACCACUACCCGGAUGACUUUGAGUGUGUCAGUAGCAGUGCAGGUAUCCAGAAUGCUUUCACCAAUGGACGGGUGGCCAGUCUGAUUGGCGUGGAGGGUGGGCACUCGAUAGACAGCAGCAUGGCCGUCCUGCGCACCUUCUACCAGCUGGGGGUGCGCUACAUGACCCUCACCCACAGCUGCAACACACCCUGGGCUGAUAACUGGCUGGUGGACACUCCGGAUGAGGAACCAGUUCACAAUGGCUUGACUGAAUUUGGGAAGCGCUUGGUCAGGGAGAUGAACCGUCUGGGAAUGAUGGUGGAUUUGGCUCACGUCUCUGUGAAGACAAUGAAAGACGCUUUGAAUGUCUCCAGAGCACCUGUGAUAUUCAGCCACUCCUCUGCCUAUGCCAUCUGCAAACACCGGCGCAAUGUGCCAGAUGAUGUCCUCCGCGAAGUGAACAAGACCCGUGGCCUUGUGAUGGUGAACUUCUACAACACCUAUGUGUCCUGUAGCUCCAAAGCCAACCUUACACAGGUUGCAGACCACAUGGACUACGUAAAGCGUGUUGCUGGACCAGAGGCAGUUGGCUUUGGAGGAGACUAUGAUGGUGUUCCCAGUGUCCCAGAUGGUUUGGAAAAUGUCUCCAAAUACCCAGACUUAGUUGCAGAGCUUCUGAGGAGGAACUGGACAGAGAAGGAAGUGAGAGACGCCCUGACCAACAACCUGCUGCGGGUCUUUGAGAGUGUGGAGCAGGUGCGGGAUGCAAUGGCCCGUGAAAAAAUAGUUCCUGAUGAUGGACCCAUCGACUUUAAGAACUUGGAGGGGACAUGCCAAACAGACUAUGGGUACCCUAGCAAUGGGGACCAUCCCAAAAUGCUGCCUGCUGUGCUUGCACUCCCUGUCCUCCUCGUGUUGCGCUGGUAGAAGCUCCAGCACCUCCCUUGUCUUGGUGACCUCAUGGAAUCUAACUGGUUGAAAGUUCACACCAGAGAUCAGGCUCUUGCUGCAUCCCUCCUACCACAAACCAGGCUGCACCCUUGCCCAAAUGCUUUAGGAAAUUAAACUGAACUAUCGAUGAAUGUGUUUCCAGCUGUUCCCCGUCUGGUAGCUUUGGCCCCAGUUCCUCCAACCCCAAUAACUGAAAAGCAAAGGGCACGAUGCUCAUCAAACCCAUGGCAACCAAGCUGGACUCAUCAGCUUCACAGACCUUCCAAAGUGUGGCUUCCAAGAACACCGAGGACCGAGUUACCUAUCAUUCCCAGCCAACCUGGUCAAUGGCCAGAGUUGGUAGGAGCUGCAGUCCAGCAAAUAAAGAAGAGGCCAUCACAACAGCUACCCUACCUUUGUAGGUCCUUUAUAGGACACAGGUCCUGCUUGCAGGCUUCCCUUGGGCAUCUGGAGCUGUAGUUCAGUGGUAGGACAUCUUGCUUUGCAUGCGGAAGGUCCCAGGUUCAAUCCCCAACAUCCCCAGGUAGGGCUGGGAGAGAACUCUGUCUGAUAUCCUGGAAAGCUGCUGCCAUUCAGUGUGGGCAAUACUGAGCUAGAUGGGCCAGUGGUUUGACAGCUUCCUAUGCCCUAUGGCUGGCCACUGAGCAAACAGGCUGCUGGACUGGACUGGACUGCUUUGGCCUGAUCCAGCAGAGCUCUUCUGACAUUCUUGCAUCCUCUCCCAACAGUCCAGCAAGACGUUUCCUCCCUUCUGGAGUCAUUCAUGAGCAACCUUUACUCCAACACUCUUCUGCUCUUUCCCCUUCUAUCCUCACUGUGCUUAAGUACUGGUGGGGGACCCCCUCACAUGUUCUGUACUGCAGUAGUGCCAAGCACACUCCUAGGUCUAAGUAAAAGUUUAACUGCUGAUCAAAGGAGACCAGCUGCCUUUCUCUUUGGAGUCAAAUGCAUGAACAUGGCAAGAGGCACCUGAGCUUCCACCAGCGGAGAAGAGGAUCCUUUUUGAAAUCUGUUGCUGGGGAGCUCCAGGCAAGGCCGGGGAGGGCAUGGUCGCCUCUGACUACAGCCGAGAGGCCCGGGUGACCACCUUCCCCUUCUUGCCAGUCUCGUAGCUUGCUCAAGGGUCCCGACAGAGCUGCCAAGCGCCAUCCGGGCAGGUGCUGUCGUCUCGCAGCCUCCGUCCAAGCAUUCCUCAUUAGCCAAUUAAUUAGCUAAUCAAGCAGCUCAUUAGCAGCUUCCGGUGGCAUUUCAAGAACAGCCUGUCUUUGGAUGCGGAGGCGGUGAUGGGCACCUGCACAAACAGACCUAGGAAGGGAUUCAGCCUGCCUGCUUGCGUUUGCUGGCUGGCUGCGGCACAGGGGCUCUGUGUACGAGAGGACCAGCACCGGGGCAGCAGGUAGAAGCCGUUUCCUGCUUUUUGUGGCCCCUGCAUAGCCCUGCCUGCUACCCAGCAGAGAGGAGGCAAGCUAGGAAGACACAGGCAGGCACACACAUGAGAUCCAGGUCUGCCUUACAGUUCAGAAAAGAUAUCAAAACUGAAACUGGGCCAAAGCUGCCCUGUAGAGCCUGGCAUCCACCUGUAAGCCUCUGCACUUUAGACCACAGCUCCAACAGCCACUAAUCUCUUUUUUUUAAUGGCCACUAUUAUAACCUUGGUACGCCACUGAAUACCAGUUGCUGGGGGCACAACAGCAUGAGAGGAAGGACCACAGCUGAGCUGUAGAGCCUCUGCCUUGCACACACAGAAGGUCCCAGGUUCAAUCCAGGUAUGGCUAGGGAAAACGCUUGCCUGAAACCAUGGAAAGCCACAGCCAAUCAGUGAAGGCCACAGCCCUUUAAGCAGUCAGUCAGGACCCACAGGUGGAUCAAGAGGCUAUACUAGGUGGCUUCCAGCAUGUCUGCCAUGCCGGAUUCUAGAUAAGGCUGACUACACUACAUGUGAUGUCUAGGUUAGGGCACAUUCGUCUGAUGACACACACCUUUUAUUGAUUUCCAUGGGUGCUACAACGUGGCAGGAGAAAAGCAUGAGCCAUUUUUAAGAACGUACAUAUUUCUGGCCAAGCACAUGCCCCACCACCCUACAUCUAUGCUUCUAGAGAGGAAGCUCUGUACGGAGCAGGGCACUCUGUUCACUUUUGAGUCUACUUCUAUGGCUUUCUGAACUUCUCCCAGAAUGCAAAAACUGGGUUUUUUCAACAGCUUCUCAGCCUUUUGACUAAAAAUAAGUGUAACAACCACUGCAUUUCAUUUGA